AUGACGUUGCUCUGGAUUCUCGAAACCACUGCUGUUGUGUUGUUGCUAUGGACAGCAGUUGAAGCCAUCCCUCUGACAUGGUGGUACGAGUUCUACUACGACGCCAUCCAGCCCGGACAAUACGUCUUCAAAAUCCAAGAGCUUCACAAGAGAUACGGUCCCAUCAUCCGAGUCACUCCCGACGGGAUCCAUAUCAACGACGUCGGCUUUUUGGACACUGUCUACGCGCCUGCAAUGGUCCGAAGGGACAAGUACGACUAUCAGCUGCGGAGUCUUCGCAUCCCCGGUGGAGUGGGCACCACCGCCGGCUAUCACCUGCACAGACUGCGACGGGAAUCCCUCACCCAUUUCUUCAGCAAGAAGAACAUUUUGUAUCUGGAAGGGUUGAUCACGGACAAGGUCGAGCAACUGAAGCAACUGAUCGCGACCCAUGUAGCCGAUAACACGCCGGUGAACUUGUCAGAUGCAUUUUUUGCCUUUUCCAACGACGUCGUCACGAAUUUUCUCUUCGCGCACCAGACCGACAUACUGUCCAACGAAUCCAAAGCAGUCAUCCUCCGCCAGAACAGCAAAGAGCUCCUAAUGGGCAUCAACCUCAACAAGCACUUCCCGUGGAUCCCCGAUUUCCUCGAAUCGCUCCUGCUGUCCAUCAGCCGGCCGAUGAUGCCCCCAGGCCUCGUGGAUAUGCUUGCCCUCUUCGACCGAGUCCGCAACGAACUCCUCGCCCUCACGCACACCAGACCAUCAGCAACAGCAACCACCGCCGCUAAACCCUUGGGCCCAACAGGCAAAGAAUCCGUCUUCGACUCCGUCCUCGACGCCCCUAACCUCCCCGACGCAGAGAAGACGCUCCCCCGCCUCGAACAAGAGGGCACCCUGCUCGCGCUGGCGGGGACCGAAUCGCCCGCGCAGACCCUCACCGUCGCCUUCUACCACCUCCUCGCCAACCCGGCGCUCCUCGCGAAACUGCGCCAGGAGCUCCGCACGCUCGAACAACUCCCCUACCUCUCCGCGGUCAUCGAAGAAAGCAACCGCCUCUCCUUCGGCUUCACGGCCCGAACCGCCCGCAUCGCCUACGAGCCGUUAACUUACACGCCUUCCGCGCAUGCUGCCCCAUCACCGUGCAGCCCUCCCGGUGCGCAACGUAAAUCCUAUGUUUUCCCCCCGGGCACACCGAUCCGCACCACGACGUUGAGCGCGCAAACGGCGGAGACCGUGUUUCCGGAGCCGUGGGUCUUCGAUCCGGAUCGGUGGCUCGGGGACGUCGGGAGGGAGCGGCGCAGGUUCCAGAUGGCGUUCGGGAAGGGAGGGCGGAGGUGUUUGGGGAUCGAGCUCGCGCGCGCGGAGCUGUUUCUGGUGAUUGCGGGGUUGGUGCGCGCGUUUGACAUGACGCUGUUUGAGACGGGGGAGGAGGAUGUGGCGUUUCGGUGUGAUUAUCAGGUUGCUAUGCCGGGGAGAGGAUCGAGGGGGGUGAGAGUGAGGGCGAGGGCGAGGGUGGGGGUUGGGAGUAGCUAA
Aspergillus brunneoviolaceus CBS 621.78 is the source of this 1515-nucleotide messenger RNA. Its product is annotated as cytochrome P450. Gene Ontology annotation, molecular function: iron ion binding; heme binding; monooxygenase activity. The coding region runs from base 1 to 1515 and encodes 504 amino acids. NCBI's taxonomy places the organism in Eukaryota, Fungi, Ascomycota, Eurotiomycetes, Eurotiales, Aspergillaceae. The record is from RefSeq and is a predicted model, not a curated record. The transcript has 6 exons.